AUGAAGAGAGGCAAAUCGGAUGCCAAAUUGGACAAAUUGGACACGUUUGUGUCACUAAGCAGGCAAAGAUCCAUUCAAAUCCUGAUUGCUGUUGCUGUUCUCUACAUGCUCCUUGUCACUCUUGAAAUCCCUUUUGUUUUCAACUCUCGUUUCACCUCUGAAACCACAACCAACACCACCCUCACUCGCUACUCUCACCUUCAAAGCGAACAAGAUUUGCAAGAUAAAGAUGCUCCCACUCGACCUCUUAACUGGGUUUCUCAUAAUUCUGCCCAGCCUACUCACUCUAAACCCGCUCGCCCCACCACAAAAACAAUCAAAAUCUUGUCCACUUUGGUCUUUGACCCCAAAACGUUUGAUCCCACUAAGAAAGACGGCUCGGUCGACCUUCAUAAAGCUGCAAAGACUGCUUGGGAGGAGGGGUUGAAGACAUGGGAUGAAGUGGAAUCGGGUAAAAUUCAAGUUUUGGAGGUUAGAAAGCCUAAGAAUAAAUCCGAACCCUGUCCCAAUAUGGUUUCGCUAUCUGGGUCGGAGUUUUUGAAGCGAAUGAAGGUGGUGGAGUUGCCUUGUGGGCUCACUUUGGGGUCACAUAUAACGGUGGUGGGUAAGCCAAGAGCAGCACAUGCAGAGAAGGACCCCCAGAUUGCCUUGGUGAAGGAGGCAGGCGAGACGGUGAUGGUUUCGCAGUUUAUAAUAGAACUGCAGGGAUUGAAGACUGUGGAUGCUGAGGACCCACCGAGAAUUCUUCAUUUUAAUCCCAGGUUGAAAGGGGAUUGGAGUAUGAAGCCUAUAAUUGAGCAGAAUACCUGUUAUAGAAUGCAGUGGGGGGCUGCUUUGCGCUGCGAGGGAUGGGGGUCUAAGGCUGAUGAGGAGACUGUCGAUGGCCAAUUGAAGUGUGAGAAGUGGAUCCGUGAUGAUGAUGAUAAAUCUGAGGAGUCCAAGGCAACUUGGUGGCUGAACCGGCUAAUAGGUCGAACAAAAAAGGUGACUUUUGACUGGCCAUAUCCUUUUGCAGAGGAGAAGCUGUUUGUCUUAACUCUAAGUGCUGGUUUGGAGGGUUAUCAUGUUAUUGUUGAUGGGAGGCAUGUCACUUCUUUUCCUUAUCGAACUGGAUUUACUCUUGAGGAUGCAACAGGGCUAACUGUUACUGGGGACAUAGAUGUUCACUCUGUAUUUGCUGCUUCUUUGCCCUCAAAUCACCCUAGCUUUUCUCCUCAAAGGCAUCUAGAGAUGUCUAGCAGAUGGAAAGCACCACCUCUUCCUGUGGGGUCAGUGGAACUUUUUAUUGGUGUUCUUUCUGCAGGUAACCAUUUUGCUGAGCGAAUGGCAGUGAGGAAGUCUUGGAUGCAGCAUAGGCUUAUUAAAUCUUCAAAUGUGGUAGCACGUUUCUUUGUAGCACUGCAUGCUCGAAAAGAAGUGAAUUUGGAGUUAAAGAAAGAGGCUGAAUUUUUUGGUGAUGUUGUUAUAGUGCCUUACAUGGAUAACUAUGACCUUGUGGUGUUGAAAACUGUUGCCAUCUGUGAAUAUGGGGUCCGCACUGUGCGUGCAAAAUAUAUUAUGAAGGGUGAUGAUGAUACAUUUGUGAGAGUGGAUUCCAUUAUUGAUGAAGUAAAUAAAGUUCCUGCUGGUAGGAGCUUGUACAUAGGAAACAUAAAUUACUACCAUAAGCCCUUGCGAUAUGGUAAAUGGGCUGUGACAUAUGAGGAAUGGCCAGAAGAAGACUAUCCACCCUAUGCAAAUGGGCCGGGCUACAUUUUGUCUUCUGACAUUGUGCGGUUCAUUGUUUCUGAGUUUGAGAGUCAUAAAUUAAGGCUGUUCAAGAUGGAAGAUGUGAGUAUGGGAAUGUGGGUAGAGCAGUUCAAUAGCUCAAGACCUGUGGAGUAUGUGCACAGCUUGAAGUUCUGUCAGUUCGGAUGCGUUGAAGGUUAUUACACAGCUCAUUACCAGUCCCCCAAGCAAAUGAUCUGCCUUUGGGAAAAAUUACAAAAGCAGGGAAGGCCUCAGUGCUGCAACAUGAGAUGA
Dovyalis caffra is the source of this 2022-nucleotide messenger RNA. Lineage: Eukaryota; Viridiplantae; Streptophyta; Magnoliopsida; Malpighiales; Salicaceae. The record is from the annotation of a GenBank genome assembly.